UGCCGGAUCCGUCACGGAUCCCACCAGACAAAAACACAAGCCGAAGAACCAACACACAGAAGCACUUUAACGUUCCUAGUAAGAAUCCAUUAAAGCACUGCCUUCCCAAAAGUUGCUACUUGCUAUUAUAUGAGAUAGUAUGACGCACUUUGACUAGAUUUAUGUAGUUAAAACAACCUGCCAAAAACUAACACAUUCAUAAAAAGAAAUAUUCUCCCUGCUACUACAGAGGAAGGAUGCUCCAUCGAAAGGGAUCAAGGAGACAAAUUGAUAGGUCCACCAGGGAAGCUCAAAUUGAUAGAAUGGUAAAAUCCUUUGGCACAGAAUUUGCUCCAUCAGCUCAGACUGCACCAAAAUGGAGCAUCUAUAAAGUUCCGUUGAGACUGCGACGGGCUAAUCCAGAUGCAUAUACUCCCCAUCUUGUCUCUAUUGGCCCUUUUCAUCAUGGAAAAAACAACCUCCUAGCCAUGGAUGAUCAAAAGAAGCAAUACAUGUUAGCGCUUUUUGCAAGAACAAGUGACAAAUCCAAAGCUCUGAAGGCCUGCACAGCUGUAGUUUUCGACCUCGAAGUUGAAGCUCGAAACUGCUAUGCUGGUGGAAUCCCUUACGACGAGUACCAUCUGGCAGAAAUUCUCCUGACUGAUGGGUGCUUCAUUCUUGAGCUCUUCAUACGAUCCUACGUAAGACAGUUUGUCAGGACCAAGUUGCAAGAUCGGAUUUUACCCUUAUUCCAGAGUACAACUCAAAAUACUUGGUUGGCAAAUGAUCCCAUUUUUCAGUCAGAGUGGCUAGUCUCCACUGUGCAGCGAGAUCUUGCAUUACUAGAAAACCAAAUCCCCUUUUUUGUUCUUCAGAAUUUGUUCGACACCUUAUUAGGACAGUGGCAUACCCAACUGCCUUAUGAUUUCCUUGCUGGUCUUGCAUUUGAUUUCUUUAAACCUGCUUUGCACUCGCGAAGAAUGGUCUGCCGGCUUCAUCAUCCCCUGCAUCGGAAACACAUUGUUAAUCUGUUGUUGAAUUUUUAUCUCCCUUCCUCCCCAAGAACAGCAGCACGGAAAGUGCGAGUUCAAGUGCAAGGCACUGCUUUUUUACACAAUGCAACUAAGCUGACAGAAGCAGGAAUACAGUUGAAGAGGGCAACCUCCCGGAACUUGUUCGAUUUCAAAUUUGAGGAUCGGGUACUUGAAAUUCCACCACUGCGCAUUCAUGAAUGGACUGAUUCGCUCUUCAGGAAUCUUAUGGCUUUUGAGCAUUGUUGUCCAGGUAAUCAGCAGCAGUACAUGGCCUCUUAUAUGUUUCUCAUGGAUCGUCUCAUUGAUUCUAAGCAGGAUGUGGAAUUGCUCGAGAAUGAGGGCAUCAUCAUUAAUGAGCUCGGAGGCGGAGUAUAUAUCGUUAAUUUCUUCAGAAACAUAUGCAAGCAAGUGGUGGUGCGGGACUUCUACUUCGCAGCAUUGUGCCAAGAGGUGGAGCAAUCUUACCAGUCCCUGUGGGGGAGGAACUGGCAAGAUAUCAGACGCCAACACUUUGAUACCCCUUUGAAGAUCAUAACUUGGGUUGUGGGAUUUGUGGUCGUUACUGCAACAAUAUUACAGACAAUCUACAGCGCUCUUCAGUAUCAUCAGCAAAAAUAACAUCUUGUCUUAUUAUUUAAUAGUCGCUCUUGUGUGCAAAAAUUGAACAACGAAUUCCUCAACAUUACUUGUUUCUAUAAAUCAUAGCGAAGUAAAAUGCAGCAAUUGUUAUCUCGUCA
Molecule: messenger RNA, 1750 nt
Organism: Beta vulgaris subsp. vulgaris (sugar beet)
Lineage: Eukaryota; Viridiplantae; Streptophyta; Magnoliopsida; Caryophyllales; Amaranthaceae
Product: UPF0481 protein At3g47200
Exons: 1
Coding region: 237-1631 (464 amino acids)
Source: RefSeq, a predicted model, not a curated record